AUGGACGAAUUAGUAAUGGUGCCAGGUGGACGAGGUGAAUUCGAGGACUGGGUGAACGCGAGCUCGGCGAGCGAACAUUGGACAUAUAGCUAUGGCGAUUACGAGUGCUAUAAAAAAAUGCUUGGGAAUGAGAACUUUCGUUUCAUGGUCGCGAAAACAAAAUCAGGCGAAUAUGCUGGCUCCUGUACAUGCUUCAUCUUCCCCGAUUACGCUUUCGUCGCUGCAUACUACGUGCGACCAGAAUUCCGAGGCCGUGGAAUUGGUUCGCGGCUAUUCAACUUGGCAGUUAGCAACAAAGUGAAAGAAGGUAACGUUGGCCUGCAUGGGGGUGAGUUCUUAUUUUAUCGAUACUUUAUCUCUUCCUGCAACGAGUUUUGA
Molecule: messenger RNA, 378 nt
Organism: Gongylonema pulchrum
Lineage: Eukaryota; Metazoa; Nematoda; Chromadorea; Rhabditida; Gongylonematidae
Source: the annotation of a GenBank genome assembly